Molecule: messenger RNA, 10495 nt
Organism: Rana temporaria (common frog)
Lineage: Eukaryota; Metazoa; Chordata; Amphibia; Anura; Ranidae
Gene: MRTFB
Product: myocardin related transcription factor B
Exons: 21
Coding region: 360-3857 (1165 amino acids)
Biological process (GO): smooth muscle cell differentiation
Source: RefSeq, a predicted model, not a curated record
GAGCAGACCGGAGGGGGAGGAGGCAGGGCUGUGUGCGCAUGGCAAGCUGUGACCAGGCUGAGGAGAAAAAGAGGAAGUCAGGCACAGAACUGUGACACUCAGGUGUAAAAAAAGGGGUGAAGUGGUUUUGGAAGUAGAGAAGGAUUAGAAAUCCAAUAUUUUGAAUCUCUGAAUAUCGAUCGUCAAUAUAAGCAUGGAAUUCCAAAUGAACAUCUCAAGCAGCCAAGGAAGGUUUUAACAUCUUUCGUAGGAGAUAAGCAUGUGAGAGACAUCAAAAGCGCAGUUCCACAUUAAAGUAACAGUCUUGUGUUGAAAAGGUGAAGUAAGAUCAUUCUUUUCCUUCGUCGUCUUGCACCACAAUGGACCAUCAAAUCACUCAAGAUGAGGAAGUGGGAUCUUCUCUCCACCUGGUUCCCAGUCCUCAAAGUGAAGCAGUUGCCCAUGAUUUUGAAGAGCUGACAUUGCAAUCAGUCCAGCAAUUGCCCCCUCUUAAAGAACGUAAAAACGUGCUCCAGUUGCGGCUGCAACAAAGGCGAACAAGGGAGCAACUUGUAGACCAGGGCAUCAUGCCACCUUUAAAAAGCCCGGCUGCAUUUCAUGAACAGAUUAAAAGCUUGGAAAGAGCCAGGACUGAAAAUUUCCUGAAGCACAAGAUUAGAAGCCGGCCGGAGAGAUCUGAAUUAGUAAGGAUGCACAUUUUAGAAGAAACCAGAAUGGUAUACAAUGAAGAUAUUCCCUCUCAGACCCAGUCAUGUCCCAUCCCUCCAAUUAAGACCAUGUGGUGUUAUGAAGAGACACUUGCCGAGCCAUCCUUGCAGGCAACUCAGAUGAAAUUGAAGAGAGCACGACUAGCAGAUGAUCUCAAUGAAAAGAUCGCUCAGAGACCCGGGCCGAUGGAGUUGGUUGUAAAAAACAUACUCCCGGUUGACUCCAGUGUUAAAGAAGCAAUUCAAGGUGAGGAUGACUUGACGGAAAACACAGAUGCUUUUUCAUUUGAUGAGGACAGCAGCGAUGCUUUAUCUCCAGAGCAACCAGCAAGCCAAGAAUCUCAGGGAUCUGCUGCUUCUCCUGGAGAGGUCAAAAUUAGCGAGUCGGCUUCUCCCAUAUCCAACACCAAAAUUCUGAGCCCAGUAAUUAAUUCAGCGGUGCCUGAGUUUUUUAAGCCCGCUCUAACUCCCGAUCCUCCCACAAGAGCUGCUGUACCUAAUGUCAUUUUGAAACCUGGACCAGCACUAGUAAAGCAAAGCCAGCCGAAGAAUUCAAAUGAAAAGUCUCGCAGUAAGAAGUCAAAGGAACCCAAACCACGGGUAAAGAAGCUGAAAUAUCACCAGUAUAUUCCACCUGACCAGAAAGGGGAAAAAAAUGAACCUGAGAUGGAUUCCAACUAUGCACGUCUGCUACAACAACAGCAACUCUUCCUCCAGCUUCAGAUCCUCAGCCAGCAACAGCAACACUACAAUUACCAGACAAUCCUGCCUGCACCACUCAAAUUAACCAAAACUAUGGAAUCUGAGGACCCACCGGGACAAUCUAUUCAAUUUGUAUCAAAUCAGUCAGGCCCUUGCACUAUAUCGCAGUGGAGUGAAAAUUCAAAGCUGCCAUGGAUGAGGUCCUUGAAUGACAAACCAAACAAUGGAAACACUGCAACCAACAAUGUGAACAACAACACCGCCUCAGUCCAGAAUACAGUGAGCAGACAAAACAAUGUGCAGUUUAAAAAAGCAGGACCCCUGCCUUCUAACCUGGAUGAUAUGAAGGUUGCCGAACUUAAAUUGGAAUUGAAGAUUAGAGGCCUUCCGGUAUCUGGCACAAAAACAGAUCUUAUUGAACGUUUGAAGCCAUACCAAGAUUUAAAUAAUAAUGGUGUAACUGCAAACACUUCAGCACCAGUCGCCACCACCGCAACCACUGCUUCUACAGGUAGUGGUGCCACGGAAGAUGCUACAAUAACAUUUACUGCAGCAACUUUUAGUAGUUCUGCUCAAAAUAUGAAUAUAGAGACAGCCUCGUCUACAAAUGGAAGCAGCCAAGCAUCUGUGGAUGCCAUGAACUCCCCAUUACCCAUGUCUCCUACCCCUUCUGAACAAUCCAACUUUAGCACUGAAGACACUAACAUGACGGACACGUUUGCUGAAAUUAUGACCAUGAUGUCACCAUCUCAGUUCAUGAACGCUUCACCCAUUAGAGUCGGUAUUAAUGAGGACAGUAUAGGGGCUACCAGUGUUGGCACUACAAACAUGGACUUAGAUGCUGCAGAAAAAGACCGCAAGCUUCAAGAAAAAGAAAAGCAGAUCGAGGAGCUUAAGAGGAAGUUGGAACAGGAGCAGAAGCUUGUUGAAGUUUUGAAGAUGCAGCUUGAAGUAGAAAAGCGUGGCCAGCAACAGCCAUGUUCUAACAUUUUGGUAAAUGUGGAUCAUCAGAAGCACUUCAGUGCUAAUAUUAAGGAGGAGAACUCGAUGUCUGAUUGCCAGAAUUCUACUCCGGCUAUUCUGAGUGGCCAUUUGAUAGGACAGCCCACAGUAACUACUGGAGGUCAGAGUAUUCUUGCCAACAAUGCUGUUGUCAUCAAACAUGAAGUUCCCAAUCCUGAACAUCAGAACAUUAUCCAGCAAUUCUAUGUGACUUCUCAAAGGCCACAGCAAGGUGUGGUCGCUCAGUCUCAGGCACUUUUAACCACUCCAACCGCUCAGAUUUUACUUCCUGUCUCUAUCAAAACUACCAAUGCAAUGCAGCUGUCAGUAGUUCAGCCACAACCAGCGAGCACAGCUCAGCCUCCUGUUCUUACCACAACUGCUGCCACGCUGGUCCAAGCACCUUCAUCAUCUCAGAAACCAUCUGCCCCUGCAGCUCAAGACAAGUUCACAACGCAUGCUCUGAACAAGAACCAGCAAACAAGAAAGGUUUGUGCUCCGACAACAUCAAACAAUGUAUUUUCAUAUCCGCAAAAUCCACCUACCAAAGUUUCACCAUUAUUUAAUGCCAGCGUGUCAACUUCACCCCAGCAAACAAGACCACAGCAGGCUGCUCCGGUGCAGAAUGGUCCCUCGCCAGUUCAAGAGUCCAAUUCCACGUCCCCAUCCCAGCAGUAUGCUGUUCGGCAUUCUUUGUUCAACAACUCCAGUGCAAAAUCAAAAGACCCUCCACGCUAUGAAGAGGCCAUAAAACAGGUAAUGAAUGCGCACAGCCAGCAGAUGGAUGACCUGUUUGAUAUUCUCAUUAAAAGUGGAGGAGAGAGGGGAAGCACUCAGCAGACACCCGUAACCUGGUUAAAUCAGGGGAAAAACCAUUGUGAUUGGCUGGAAAAUUUCAACUGGACAGCUGACAAAAUUUCCCCUCUUGUGAAAGAAGAGCCUUCACCAAUAUCAAAAAUGCGACCUGCGACGGCCAGUGUAACCACCAUGCCAGUAAACACUGUGGUAUCAAGGCCACCACCACAGAUACACGUAGCACCUCCUCUGUCUUUGGAGCCCACAAACAGUCUGUCUAUUAGCUUAGAAAGUCAGCUGGAGGCAUUUUUAGAUGGCACGCUGCCAUCAGGAGCCAACAUUCCUCACCUGGAUAGUCACAGUGAUGGCAGAGAUACAUUUUCUCUUAUAGAUGACCUGAACAAUGAUCUCCUCCAGCACCAUAGCAUACUGGACCAUGAUCAGACACCGAUGGAAACCACAGAGACUCCAUUCACUGCAAACAGCUGCUUGUCUCUAGACCUUCAAGAUACCAACCUGGACAACAUGGAGUGGCUGGACAUUACCAUGCCCAAUUCAGCCUCUUCUCUUACUCCCUUGGGCUCAAAUAUUCAAAGUAUGUUCUCCACUGACUUUUUGGAUACUAACGACUUGCAGUUGCAAUGGGAAUAAUCUUUUUUUUCUGUGGGUCUCAGAAUUGGAUUUCACUUUUAAAAACAUGGGCUGGACGUAUGGCUGUAACUGUAGAAAUUACACAAAUAACAGAACAGAAUGAGGUCUACAGUUUUUAACUGCACUGGAUACCCAUAUCUGUGUUAAUGCACCACUAGGGAGGGUAGCUAUGUUUAAAAAGGAAAAAAAAGGUGACCAGUGAACCAGUAAUGGUAGUUCAGAUAUUAAGAUUAGAUCCAGAGGGAUUAUAUAAUAUACCAUCGCAAUGCUGAGUGGAUCAUUUGUACAGAAAUUUAGGAAUUAAUGUUUCAAUUUAUUUUUUGUUUUAAAGAAAUAACUGCACUUGACUGUUCCUGUGAACAGGCUGAGCCAAUAGGAAUACAUGGCAAAGCGCUGGCUGGUUCAGGGUUCUCAUGAUAAUAUUGUUUGCGGAGUUUAAGCACACGUGCUAUAAUGUGUGAUUUGGCUUUAUGAAUCUCUUAGACAAUGUAACCUUAGUGAUAUACUUUACAGUUGUUUUUUGGAUAUAAAACAAACUACAAAAGCCCACAUUUUCAGAAUUCAUUGAAAUUGAACUUGUAAAAAUAAAAUAUAAUCUGGGCAGUAACUGUAAUUCAAUUGCUGGCAAAUGUGGAAUUCAUAAGUGAUUGAGCGCUACAUUUUACAGAAUGAAAUCUCACUGGCUCUGUUUAUAUUUGCUUUAUUUUUUAUUUCAUUGUUCUUUUUUUUUUUUAUGUUUCGUAACAAAGGGAUUUUUAUGGCCACUACUCCGAAACAAGCUGUAAUAUAAUUGUACAAAAAUGUAUUAAAUGAUUUUAUAAGAAUAGCUUACCUGCUAUGAAUUGAGCGCACAAGUUUUGCUUAUUUUGAAAAGACACAACACACCAAACAAUGCUUGGCUCAGUUAUUUAUUUUCUAGUCCAAUAUCUAGAAAUGAAUAGCUAGUUAGAACAGUCUGGGACAAAAAAAUGCUUAAGAAUAUUUUUGAGAAGUUAGAAAGCCAUGUAGAUAUUAGGAGUUCUUCUUUAAUUAAAUGAAUGGAUAAAUGGAAACUUAAAUACGCAAAUCAGAGAAUCGUAGUUUUGUUGAUUAAGAAUAACAAUGUACUAUUUCUGCAUGUUAUGGGGGUAAGUGCGUAUGAAAGAUGCAUUUUUGUAGCUUAAUAUUUUUUACUUUUGCAGGCUUAUAUUCCUUGAAUUUUCUAUCACUUCAGGCAUGAGUUAAUUAAAGGAUACCACACAAAAGUAAAAAGUGGCAAUUCAUUUUUACAAGAAGGCUUGCUCUUCCAAUAAACUAUCCCCUUGGGCAAAACAAUACUAAAGAAAAAUGUCUCCUAAUCUCCUAUUUUAAAAGUGUGUAUUCAUUUAGAAUCUUGAUAUAAUAAUAAAUUCCUUAGACAUACUCAAAGCCAAGCUAGAUGUAAAAUGAAGGAAUCCAGACACUUUUUUCAUGUUGUAGGCUCUCUAAUUUUUUCAUAACUUUUGGGCCCAAUCACCCCAGGACAUAUUACCAAGCUUCUUUUUUUUUUUUUUUUUUUUUUUUUUUUUUUUUUGGAUGACCCCUUUUUUAGCUGACUUUAGUGAAAACAUGCAAGUCAAGGCACCAAAGAAGCAGAAUGCAGGACACUUUUUAAUGCAUCACGUUGUAUGCCUUGUUGGGGGGGGGGGAGGAAAAGAUUUCAUAGUUUAGUAUAUUUUACUUGUGCUUGAAAAUGAAACCAUACAUGAGAUCACAUCCCUUGUGAGUGAAUGCUUGCUCUCCUGUAAAAUUGUAGAUGAGGGUUAUAUCUGGUGCUUUUCGUUACGAUAAGUUUUAUUGGCAAUCCAAUAUUUGCAAUAGCGCCUAAAGUAGCCAUCACCUUAAGUUCUUAUAAAAACUUACAAAGAAAUUAAACUUGCCCAUUUAACUGGCAAAAGGACCUAGGUGUUUACAGUCUGGGAUUUCUGGAAAAUGAUUUGAUACAGUUGGCCUUACUAUGCAACAUAGUGUAUUUUGUUCUUAAGAAGUCAGGUUCUCUGAAGCUUACUUGGAAAUGUAUUAAAUCAUUUGAGGUUAAACCUAGUAGAUUGAUUGAAUUGAAAUCUCUCUUGCACAAUAAAGAGUAAGGAAGUGUGUCAAUAGUGAGGGCAUCCAGUGCAUGUGUGCAAGUGUAAGGCUUGGCCGUACAUGGUUAUUUGUGUUUUUUUUUUCUCAAUCAGCCAGUGGUGUGAUUGGGGGGGGGGGGACAGUUUACCCCAUCCACGCAAGCAAGGUGGAUGGAGGAAUCCUCCCUACUAUGCUAGUGAAUUUUGACAGUGGAGACAUACACUGCUCAGCACGGCAGCCGAUUGGCUCCCGGUGGCAAUGAGAGUUUUCCAACAGUUCCGUUCUAGAGAAGUCUAUCAUAUUUCUUUUUGUACCACUCUGUCAAGCAGGAACAGCCAUAGAUGGAUUGAAAUGUGGUCAGUCCCUGAAUUUCGAUUCAUGUGUGGCUAACUUAAAACCCUCCACUGAGAUUUACCAGAUUCCAGUAAACUUGUAUCACAGUUCUGUACUGGAGGUAAUCAAACCAAGAUGGAUAUUGGAAUGGAACAGCACCGAAUUGGAGUUGGCACAAUCUUAUCAACGGGUCUAUAUCUUACAAGGCUGGUGCAGAGGCAUGUUUCCAGUAAAAUAUUAAAACAAUAAUAGUGAAAAUAGGACUACUUGUGAACUAUCCCUAUCAUUUUAUGAUUAUCUAAGAUUUCUUACAACUUUCUACACCCUCAAAAUUGUGCCAAAAUUAAAGGUAAGGUGUUAUAUAGUGUGUAUGCUUGCAGGAUCCCAUAAUGUAAACCAAUCUUGUUUGUACUUUAAGAUGUACGUCUUGUAUGAUCUAUCUGUUCCUAAAAUGCAUGGAACAAGAUUUAACAUUAGAAGAGUUUUAUGCAAAUUCUUGCUACUAUCAGGCUAUGGAUUGUAAAUGAUCACAAAUGCCAACAUUUCUAGACAUCAGACAGGUUGCAGUGGUUGUGGGAUACCCCAAUACUCUAUUCACCUCUGCUGAAAAAGUGUAGAGGAACAAAUACAGCUUAAACCGGAGUUCCAGCUGUUUUUGUGUUUAUUAAGAGCAGAUACAAAAAGUGUAGCUGCUGACUUUAAAUAAACACAAACUCACUUGCCCCAUGGUCCAGUGAUGUGGCCGCUCGAACCCCCGGCUCUCUCUCAAGUUUCCCUGGCAUUGCUAUUGUGGGCAUCCGGCUGUGAUUCACGCUGUGGCUCCUGAAUGGCCGGGCACAAGAGCCGUCUAAGCAGCCCAAGCUGAAGUGGGAGCAAGUAAUUGUCAAAGCGAGGUACCUGCUCCCCUUCCAAAAAAAAAAAGACAUGCCAAAUAUGGCAUUCAAGGGGGGGUAAGGAGUGCUUAAAGCGGAACUUCCACUUGGGUGGCACCCCUUUUUAAUGCCAGUGCUUUUGCUGCAGGAGCAGUGAUGUGAUCCUAUGGCAUGCACUUGAAUAUUGGAUGUUUAUAUUUGAUGAAAGGGGGAAUGUGUGAGAAUCUGAUCAUUUCCAGUUGCCACCAUUCUUAUUUACAGAAAUGUCACCCUAUUUAAAUUUAAUACAGAUUUUUUUUUUCCUUUAAAGCAAAAAGCAUAAAUGGGUUUUACUGCCUAGGAAACACUCUGCUAGCUACGAGUCGGUUAUGACAUGCACAUUUAGCACAUUGCCGUGCCCGAUGACUAAAGCUGGCCAUAGAAGGGUCAGUUUAUUUCUUUUAACCAGUGGGUUUAACGGGGGAAAAAAACAAAUCGAUUCCACCAGCCAGACUUUCAAAGUGGAUGGAGGAAUCCCCUUGCUGUGUGAUUAUACUAUGAUAGAAGGAAGACAUCCCGUGGUAAGAAUACACAGAUGGAGAGGAAAUUUUUCAGCAGGGCAGUUGUACAGUAGUCAAUUGGUAGAUCGACUUCUGUACAACUACAAUGCCCAUACAUGGAUCGAAAUUCAGCCAGUCACUGCCGAGUCAGCCAGAUUUCAAUCUAUCUGAUGGCAGCUCAAGGUGCCUUGGCUAACUAACCUCACCAUUAAACUUCCUUUUUAAAAUGUAAUAAGUAGAAACAUUGAAAUAAUAGCAGGCUGUAAAAUCGGUACUGGCAACACUCCAUACAUUUAAAUUUCUACUAUAGCUAGUGUGCUUUUGACUACUUGGGUCAUAUAUAGUACAUAUUCAGGCAGAUGGGAAAACGCCUUUUAUCUAGUUAUGUACUGAUUAGAAUAUUGUAUUUUAAUCUGUACUUCAUACUUCGUUAGCUUCCUUUAAUCCCCUACACAAUUGGGCUAACACGGGAUAGGAAGGGACCUGCAAUGUGACCCAAUCACUGUACUGCAUGGCAUAAUGCUGUCAAUUUAACACAGGAUACUGCUAAGGAAGAACAGUAUAAGCAUUCAUGUGGUAAGCAUUCAUUACACACCUUUGCUGUCCAGUCAGCAUUCUUGGGGCAGGGCAAUAACCAAGCAGUGUUGCUUCACUGUAGUGGAGUCAUCGGGGUGCCUGGAUUACAAGACUUGACAGAUCAGAAUUGGAGAUCUUUAACAGAUAAGACUGCAGGCAUAUGUGUUUUAACAGUGUAUUUACCUGUUUGCUUGGAGUUUAGCUUUAAAAUGAUAUUGUAACACACUUAUUAGUCCACUGGAAAGCAUGUUUGGUUCCGUUACUACCAGAUACCACAAAAGGCUGUUUUACAAAUCCACAUAUGAACACUCGGUAACUGUAAGCUUUUGUUCUAACUUUCUUUUUAAUAUGAACUGCCAAAAGGCCUGUUAAAACUAAUGUUCUGUAACUGUGCGAAGUGAAAGCUGUACCAAAAUGGCUUCAUAUGGGCCCUAUUUUCAAUGGACCACAAUACUAAUGCUGUAGCCUGGGCAGGUUGCACGCAAACACAUUUUUAUUGUAAACAUUCCUAGCAUCACCAAAGCACUUGUGUGUGUACAGGUUGAACUUCGAACUUUAGUUCAGGUGUACAGAUAUGGAAGAAUAGGAUUGUUUCUACAUGUAGUAGGUGCAUGAUACUUGCUGCUAUUGGCAUAUUUGUAGAUAACCAGAAGAAAGGACAAUGAAGCUUUGAAGGCUUAUAGCAUUCUCCAAAAUUGUAAAUGUAAAACGUAUGGCCCAUAAAUGUAAAGUACUUUGUUAAAUUGUUGUAGCUUAUACUUGCUCCUACACCUUUCAGCUUUAAGUUGUAAUGUUAAUGUGCAUUGCUUACAAAGCUUUUUCGUUGGCUGGAAGCUACAUGCUAGUCGUGAUACUUCUCACCAGUCACCCGAUGGUUCUCGCCUUUCCGGUCAAUAUGUAUUAAGUGACUGAAAAUAAAUAAUAAAGUGCACUUUUGAUGAAAUCUAGGGGAAAAAAUUAUUAAAUCUAUUUAAAAAUUUCGAAUGUUAAGUUUUGCAUAUGCAAAAUUGACAGUAGACCAUUUGUGCUUGUCCUUCCCUUCCAAACUUUGCAGGCAUCAAAGUGGAGCUUUGGUGAUGGUGCUUGGAUACAAAUAAUUAUAGGGGCUGCAAAUUGUUACUGUAGUCAGUGACUGCCAACCAAUCUGUCCUUCACAAGCCUGCUGUCUAAAGUGGGAAUCAGAAUUUGGGUGAACAGAUAUUAUGGAUAUAUCUGUUUGAUUCAGACCUUUUAUAAUUCGUGAACAAUUUUAAAGUGUGUUAAAGCCAAAAUGCAUUACGUUGGUAGCCCAAGUGUCAUUGCAUAUUUUCUCCAUAAUGAUGAAUAUUUUUUUUUAUUUAAUAGGGCAUCAAAGACAGAUUAUUCAGUUGCCUCUGCUUCUAUGCUUCCCCAGCAGUAUUGGCUUGCCUGACCCUGAACCAGGUUGUUGCAUAUAAGAGUUCUGUGGGUUACAAGCAUAGGAGGUCUGUCUUUGUGAUCCAUCGACUAAAAGCAAAAGAGUAGAAUAAGUCGCAUAUGGGCCGCCACCUGCUUUUCAGCAAUGCAGGGAGUUUCACAACCUAUUGGUGUAGCGAGACAAGACUUGUAUUUAUUUUGUAAGAAAAAAGCUUGAUAUAAUGAACAUUACUGAAAAACAUCUUUACAUGUUGCUGAAAAGUACUUUGGAGAUUUCUGUAAAAAGUUUAACACAUUUGGGGAUUUGCUGAUUCCUGCUACUUUUUGUUUUAACAUAAUCAGAAAAAAGUUUGCAUCAGUCCCUUCUGCUGCUUUACAGUUACUGUGAUUUCAGUGAUUUUUUUCAUUAAAUAUAUAGCCAUUGAUUGUGCAGUAUGAAGACAUGAACGUUUAGGUAGGAGACCAUCUGCAGUGAUUAUUGGGACUGCAGUGAAACCCUCCCAUAGAACUGAAGAAACUGUACAACAAGAGGAUAGCAGUUGCGACCUUGAUCAGGGGCCUGCUCAUGUAUUCAUGCCUUUCUAUGAAAAGUUUUGAUGCCUUUGUACCUGCAAUUUGCACCCCCCGCAAUCAAUUCCUUAACAUGUUCGAAUGCCAGAUGUUUUGCACAUUGUAUAUAUGUAAUGCAUACUGUAUUUUUAUAUGUGUAGCACAUUUAUCAUUGGAUAUUUUGUACAUAGUGGCAGUGUUGUAGCUACUGAUAAAUUGUUGAAUAGGAGCAUCAUGUUUCUGCAUUUUUGUGUUCAAGAGUAAAAAUAAAUAUACCUUUCUUUUGAAA